CUCUACAUUCAUGGAGACCCCUUUCUCAACUGUCAUCCAAUACCUCUUUUCAAUCCUCCAUUAAUGCCUUUUUCCUCUUCCUGCUUCCAUUGUCCACUUCUACACCUGUAUAUUAUAUGUGCAUAUAUAUAUAUAUAUAUAUAUAAUUACCCUUGACACAAAUCAUUCUCUCCUAUCAAAAACAGCACGAACCCAUUUCACAAAAUCCUGAAAAAAUGAACCCCAUUAAAAGUUUUAUGCUUUCCAUCUUGCUCCUCGCUCUCGCAGCUUCGUUUUGCUACUCUGCCCGACCCGAAUCCGCCGGAACCUUCUAUGCUGAACUCAAACACUCCAAGGGCAAACCCAGCGACCAGAACAACAAAGGUGGUGGUGGAGAUGAUGCUGGUGGCGGAGCACCCGGUGUUUUCGGACCCGGAGGUGGGUUUGGGAUACCCGGAUUUGGAAAGGGAUUUGGGAGUGGUAUCAUAGGUGGCGGGUACGGAAGUGGGUAUGGAGGUCCGAAUGGAGGGUACUCGAAAGGGGGUGUGAUUAGGCCGACGGUGGUGUGCAAAGAGAAAGGCCCGUGUUACCAGAAGAAGCUGACGUGUCCGGCCAAGUGUUUCACUUCCUAUAGCCGGUCAGGGAAAGGGUACGGAUCCGGUGGCGGUGGCGGUGGGUGCACCAUGGAUUGCAAGAAGAAGUGUGUCGCUUAUUGUUGAAAUGGCAAAUAGUGACCCACAUGGAAGCCAGUAGCCGAUAAUAGUUUCUAUAAUUAGUAGGUACAAAAUAUGCGAUGCGAUGCGAUGCGAGCAGAGCAGUUUUUUACGUAGAAUGAUAAUAUGUAAUGUAUAUUAGGUUAAUAUGGUUGUAAAAGAGUUUCUAUAACUCUUUUUGAGUUUAGUAUGCCUCUGGCUUAUCCUUUUUCUGGUUGAAAUAAGCUUAUGCCUCUUAUCUUAGUUAAUGUUACAGUGAUAUAUUAAUAAUAUAUAUAUAAAAAAUAAUUUAAAUAGAAAA
This is a messenger RNA of Ziziphus jujuba (common jujube), 993 nucleotides long. RefSeq names its product glycine-rich cell wall structural protein 2. NCBI's taxonomy places the organism in Eukaryota, Viridiplantae, Streptophyta, Magnoliopsida, Rosales, Rhamnaceae. The coding region runs from base 216 to 698 and encodes 160 amino acids. The transcript has a single exon. The record is from RefSeq and is a predicted model, not a curated record.